AUGUCACUCACACCUCAGCAAAUCACUAUUAUCAAGGCCACAGUACCUGUUGUCCAAGAGCACGGGAACGCCAUCACUACUCUCUUCUACAAAAACAUUCUCGAUGCGAUCCCAGCUCUGAAUAACAUAUUCAAUCAAACCAACCAAAAGAAUGAAGCCCAACCCCGUGCUCUUGCGGGAGCCCUCGCAGCCUACGCAGCGAACAUUGACAAUCUCGCUGUACUUUCAGAUGCCGUAGAAAGGAUAUGUCAAAAACAUGCCUCCCUAUUCAUCAAACCAGAACACUACCCCAUCGUUGGAAAAUACCUCCUCGAGGCAAUGGGCGACGUACUCGGCGCAGCACUAAAGCCAGAGAUCCUAGACGCAUGGACAGCUGCCUACGGACAAUUGGCUAAAAUCAUGAUUGAUAGAGAAGCGCAAUUGUAUUCCGAAGCCGGCGAAUGGAAAGAAUGGCGAGAUUUCAAAAUCGCUAAGAAAGUGGAUGAAUCCAGUAUUAUCACGUCUUUCUAUCUAGAGCCUGUGGAUGGAAAACCCCUCCCUCUGUUCAAACCCGGCCAGUACAUAUCUGUCCAGGUGCAUGUACCACAGUUGGGCUACUUGCAAUCCAGACAAUACUCACUGAGCGAUCAACCCAACGAGAAGUACUACCGCAUCAGCGUUAAGCGGGAAGAUGCGCUCGAAUCUCCUGCACUCAACACAUUGUUUGAGGCAGGAUUGAUUUCCAACACGCUACACAGUACCAAGAACGAAGGUGAUAUAGUACAGGUUUCACCACCCCAAGGUGAAUUCUUCCUCGAUUUAACCAAGAACGCCACUUCUCCCGUAAUAUUAAUCUCCGCCGGCGUCGGCAUCACGCCCAUGAUUUCCAUACUCAACACACUUGUUGAGAUGGGAAGCCGCAGACCUAUAUCAUAUAUCCACGCUGCACGCAGCAAAGAAGUUCAUGCAUUCGAUAAACAUGUCCAAGGAAUCGUCACCUCGCAUUCGAAUAUCAAAUCCUGGGUUUUCGUCAAAAAUUUACCAGUAGACGAUGAUGGAAUUCAGACACAGCAUCUCGCGAGACGAAUGGAUUUGUCAAAGAUUAGAGAGGAAGCGUUGCAUUUGGAAGAUUCGGGGACGACUUAUUUCAUCUGUGGACCGGGGAGGUUUAUGCUUGAUAUGAGGAGGGCUUUAUGGGGGUAUGGUGUGGCUGAGGAGCGGAUUAAGUUGGAGGUUUUUGGGACGGGGGAUGCGGAUGUGGGAUUAUAG
Molecule: messenger RNA, 1248 nt
Organism: Sclerotinia borealis F-4128
Lineage: Eukaryota; Fungi; Ascomycota; Leotiomycetes; Helotiales; Sclerotiniaceae
Source: the annotation of a GenBank genome assembly